AUGAGUGUCGAGACUCAGAGAGCAGCGGAGAUUGCUGCUGACAGCAAGACGGCACGAUGGAAGUACCUCGAGCAGAUCAGACGAAACCCGGGCCCGUUUACAAACCCAGAAGCUGUGGAAGAAGAGUUCCUGGCUCAGUUUGAGCGAUUCAAGAUUCUUGGCGCAGGCGGUCUGGGAUGCGAAAUCCUCAAGAAUCUAGCCAUGUCCAAGUUCAAGGAUAUCCAUGUUAUUGAUAUGGAUACCAUCGACAUCUCUAAUUUGAACCGACAAUUCCUCUUCCGCAAAUCAGAUGUUGGGAAGUUCAAGGCCGAAGUCGCAGCGAAAUUCGUCGAGAAAAGAGUCAAAGGCGUCAAGAUCACCGCUCACAACAAACGAAUUCAAGAUUUCGACGAUGAAUUCUACAAGCAAUUCCAGCUCGUCAUCUGUGGCCUGGACAGCAUUGAGGCUCGACGAUGGAUCAACGCCAUGCUGGUUUCCAUUGCUGAGGAAAGUGAAGAUCCCGAUGGCGUCAAGCCGUUGAUUGACGGCGGUACUGAGGGCUUCAAGGGCCAGGCCAGGGUCAUCUUUCCAUCCUUUACUUCAUGCAUAGAGUGCCAGCUGGACAUGCACGCCCCCAGAGCUGCUGUCCCUCUUUGCACUAUUGCAUCCAUCCCGAGGCAGCCGGAGCACUGCGUUGAGUGGGCCCACGUCAUUGCUUGGGAACAAGAGAAGCCGUUUCCAACGCUCGACAAAGACGAUCCCGAGCACGUCACUUGGAUCUACCAGAAGGCCCUUAAGCGCGCAGAGGAAUUCAACAUUCCGGGAAUCUCAUAUGCGCUCACGCAAGGAACGAUUAAAAACAUUAUUCCUGCCAUUGCCUCGACGAAUGCCAUCAUCGCGGCUGCUUGCUGUAAUGAGGCAUUCAAGAUUGCCACGACCACAGCAACGUGCCUGGGCUUUGAGAACAACUACAUGAUGUAUUCUGGUAACGACAGCAUCUAUACGUAUACAUUCAAGCACGAGAAGAAGGAAGACUGCCCAGUCUGCGGGCGGGAAGCUCGACCCUUGGAAGUUGAUCCCAACAUGACGCUCCAGGAUCUUUUGGACUCGUUUGCCGUUCGCCCCGAGGCUCAGCUCAAGAAGCCAUCGAUACGAGCGGAGGGAAAGACUCUUUACAUGCAGGUUCCUCAAAGCUUGGAGGAGCAAACCAGGCCAAACUUGAGCAAGUCGCUCAACGAACUGGGGUUGGAAAAUGGCCAAGAGGUCGUCGUUACCGACCCUGCAUUCCCCCUCGAGUUCAAUUUCUAUUUCAAGUUCAAAGCGGAAGGUUCCUAG
Messenger RNA from Trichoderma virens Gv29-8, 1314 nucleotides. RefSeq lists its product as uncharacterized. Gene Ontology annotation, cellular component: nucleus; cytoplasm. Bases 1 to 1314 code for a protein of 437 amino acids. Lineage: Eukaryota; Fungi; Ascomycota; Sordariomycetes; Hypocreales; Hypocreaceae. The record is from RefSeq and is a predicted model, not a curated record. Gene Ontology annotation, molecular function: NEDD8 activating enzyme activity. The transcript has 4 exons. Gene Ontology annotation, biological process: protein neddylation.